AUGCGUAUCGAUCAAUCGAUUCAAUAUGAGAAUCGUGAUCAAUUGUCAAGACCUUCACCAUCAUGCAUCCACUAUGGUUGCUCCCUUUUUAUGAUAUGCUCGGAUGUUGGCCUAUUUGGAGAAGCGUAUAUCCGGGAACAAAAACAACGAUUUUGCAGUUUUUUGAUCAUCAGUUCCAAUAAUCUUGUCGUAUUUUCAUCCGAUUAUUCGGUAAUUGAUUUUCGAACACAUCCAACCAAGACCCAAUCUGGGCCACGGUUAGCCAACUCUUUCCGAAAGGCUGAUGUCGUUUCGUUGUUGACGGCCUUUAACAUGCUUGCCAUUCACACGUGCCGACGUUUUAGUUCCAAAAUUAGCGUCUGUAAUCAAUUUACUGAAAGCCCCAAAGUUUUCAGUAGACUACGCACCGGAAAUUCUGUCGUUAUCGUCAUUAUCGACUUUGUUUUUGCCCUUGUUGUUGCAGAUGUUACUCGGAGUGUUGUUGUUAUUGCCAACACCACUGAUGACAAGUUGCUGCUGCUGAUGCCACUGAUAUAUUGGUUGCUGACAAUUUGGGGUACUUUAAAUGCGCUAGAUUUAGGGAGACGACAUCUUAGUUUUACUGGACCACAAAUCGUAACAUAUUUCCAGGCGUGGAAUAACUAUAUCUGGUCCCUAAGGAUCCAUUAUUAUUAG
Phycomyces blakesleeanus NRRL 1555(-) is the source of this 675-nucleotide messenger RNA. RefSeq lists its product as hypothetical. Lineage: Eukaryota; Fungi; Mucoromycota; Mucoromycetes; Mucorales; Phycomycetaceae. The transcript has 5 exons. Bases 1 to 675 code for a protein of 224 amino acids. The record is from RefSeq and is a predicted model, not a curated record.